UGCUCUGCCCCUCCUUCAUCACUUGUAUAAAACCAGGCCUCCAGCAGAGAUCAAUUCCUGACGAGUCCUUCCUGAUUCAUUCUGCCUGUCCAUCUCACCGACUGCUGCCAUGGCAUUUGUCGCUCCUCCUGGCUAUCAGCCAGUCUACAGCCCUAAUAUUCCAUAUCUGGGGCCCAUUUAUGGAGGCCUGAGGGAGGGGAUGUCCAUCUACAUCCAGGGCUCCGUUCCAGAGGACAUUACCAGGUUCUUUAUCAACCUGCUCUGCGGAGAGUCCGAGUCCAGCGACAUUGCCCUCCACUUCAACCCUCGAUUUGAUGGCUGGGACAAGGUUGUCUUCAACUCAUGUCAGGAUGGAUCCUGGGGGUCUGAGGACAAGAUUCGUGAUAUGCCUUUCAGUAAAGGCCAGGCCUUUGAAAUGGUCAUCAUGAUUUCUUCACAGGGUUACCAGAUCAAAGUCAAUGGGAAUGACUUCUACACCUUUGAACACCGUGUUCCUGUGGAGAGAGUUUGCGCAAUGCAGAUCGCAGGAGAUGUUUCUGUUCAGACGAUUAACAUCAUAGGGGGUGGAAUGGGAGGAGGAAUGGGAGGAGGAAUGGGAGGAGGCAUGGGAGGAGGAUAUCCAGGAGGUUGCAUGGGGGGAGGAUAUCCAGGUGGCAUGGGAGGUGGCAUGGGAGGAGGAAUGGGAGGAGGAUAUCCCGGAGGCAGCAUGGGGGUAGACAAAUACUUCUAUUUCUGCUCUUCACCAGUGCUCACAUUUCAAAUUCAUAUAUUUUGUUAUAUUAUGUCAAAAAUACAGCUAAUUCACAAUAAAAAAAACACAGAACAAAAUGACGUGAAAUUGUCCUUUUUAAUUAAAAUACGUGCUUCUUCACAGGGUGGAUAUCCAGGAGACAUGGGAGGUGGUAUCGGGGGAGGAUUUCCAGGAUCAAACCUGCCGGGCAUGGGUGGGCAGCCAGUCUACAACCCUCCUGUGCCUUACUCCAACAUGAUCCCAGGAGGGAUGUACCCUAAGAGGACCAUCAUCAUCAGAGGCAUGGUACCCUAUGGAGCAGACAGAAUGAGCAUCAACUUCAUGGUGAGCAGAUCUCGGGAUGUCGCCUUCCACAUGAACCCCAGGGUGAGGGAGGGGAUUGUGGUGAGGAACAGCAUGAUUGGAGGCGACUGGGGCCAGGAGGACAGAGAGCUCAGCAUGAACCCCUUCAUGGAGGGACAGUACUUCGAUAUGUCGAUUCGCUGCGGGAACCAGAGGUUCAAGGUGUUUGUGAACGGGCAGCACUUGUUUGACUUCUUCCACCGCCUGCAGUCCUUCAAUGAGAUUGACUUGCUGGAGAUAGAGGGCGACGUGCAGAUCUCCUACAUCCACUUCUGAGACUACGCACCUCUUGUAGUUAUUCUCUAAUUGGGGCUACAUUUCACAUUAAAAAAGCACAAAUGUAAUGUGCUUUCUCAUAAAAGCAAUCAGUGAUUUAGGGUUAAAAAUAUCCACUAACUGCAGAGCUUCAACAUUAGCAACCUUUUUGACAUUUUAAAGGAAAAGCAUAUUUUUGCUAGUUGCCCGUAGGGUCACGUCAACUAUGUUACUCAUGAGUUGGCCUAUACUGGGUGACUAAGUUGACAGCAGACAAUUUAACAAUUUUAGCCCCUAAUUUCAAUGGUAGGCCCAGCAUGGCUGACAACAUGCUGUUGUCUUUAGCAGGUUAAUAUCAAAUUUCAACAUACAUUUGAAUUAGAAACAUAAAAGAUCUGUGAACCAUAAAAUGUGCACAACAUAGUUGACGGUCAAUUAAUACACUCCUACACAAUGCACUGUUACUGACAAAAUAUUUAAAAAUAUGAAAGGACACACACCAUUUUCAAGAUGGCCGCCACUGAGAAAGAUGACAUCCUGUGAUGCUGGUCACAUGGAUUUGGAACAAGCCAUUUCUUAGUUGUUGGUUUUUGUUUUUUUUUUGUAUUUGAUUUAAAUAUGAAACUCAAUAUAAAAAGUUGUUUUUCUAAAGUGUUUAGAGCUUUUAAAUAACAGAUAAUGCUAACUAAUAGUUUUUAAUUAUUUUGAUGUCAAGACCCACUCAACUGAAAAAAUGGAAAUUGCAAAAACUGUUGAUGUAUGCAACAGUGUGCAUAAAAUGUUUGAUUUUAUAAUAGGCUUCCCUUAACUGGUAAGAAAAUAGUUUUUAAAAAUAUUAUCUUUAAUAGACACGAAAUGUACCCCCAGUUUUAGAAUCACUCAAAAAAGUUGUACAUUUUCAUUGAUUGUGUGUGUCAUGUCAGCUGUUAUUUGAUCUUUCAGAGUAUAUGUCCUUACCUCAGGUCCUUAAACUUCCAGCUGUGUAUUGCAGAUCUUGAUUAAGACAAAGGUGACCUCAUCAUCGGCUGUAUUGUUGAGUUAAUAACUGUAAGUAACACGUAUGAUAUAGAUGAGAUAAACGUUGACUACAACAAA
Messenger RNA from Epinephelus fuscoguttatus (brown-marbled grouper), 2443 nucleotides. RefSeq names its product galectin-4-like. Bases 110 to 1369 code for a protein of 419 amino acids. Gene Ontology annotation, molecular function: carbohydrate binding. The transcript has 13 exons. The record is from RefSeq and is a predicted model, not a curated record. NCBI's taxonomy places the organism in Eukaryota, Metazoa, Chordata, Actinopteri, Perciformes, Serranidae.